AUGAAGAGUCUCAGGCGGGAUUAUUCAACUGAUCCUUCCACUGCGAACGUCACUAGCAAAGUCUUCGUCCGGUCGACAAAAAGUGGAAAAGUGCAGAAGAUUGUUCGCGAGCUCUACUUAAGACAGGAUAUCCCUUGCUCUUCGAGGUUAUUCGUGCCAUUCGUUCUCUCGGAGCAACCCGCAGGCACAACGGCCUUCCCCCGCGGACACUACAUUGUUCCUGACACGAAUGCGCUUUUGAAUGGAAUGGAUUUGUUUGAGCAUACAGGGGCUUUCUAUGACGUGAUUAUCCUUCAAACCGUCCUGGAAGAGUUAAAGAACCAGUCUCUUCCGCUCUACAACCGUUUGCUUGCGCUAAUCAAAACCGACGAAAAACGCUUCUACCUUUUCUUCAACGAGUUUCGUCUCGAGACGCAUGUUAGGAGAGAGCAGGAUGAGUCGAUAAAUGACCGGAAUGACCGAGCUGUGAGGACCGUCGCAAAAUGGUACAUGGAUCAUUUGCGCGCAGUUACCAAAAGCAAGAAGGAGAAGUCCAUUCCGGCUAUUGUGGUUAUAACUGAUGAUAAAGAGAACUUGCGCAAGGCCAAAGAGGAAAGUGUGACGGCCUUGUCGUUAGAGAACUACGUUAGUGGAUUGGAAGAUGCGGACAGGUUGCUCGACAUGAUCAAUGAGUCUCGGGAAGCGAGGGAGGCGAAAGAAGCCCGCGGAGAACUCUACUAUCCAGAGUACUAUUCUAUGUCGAAGAUCAUGACAGGAUUACGGGCCGGAAAUCUUCACCAAGGCGUUUUCAAUGUCUCGCCAUAUAAUUAUCUAGAGGGACAAGUCAAAGUCGCGGCAUUUGAUAAACCACUUAUCAUUAUGGGCCGUCAUAACAGUAACCGAGCCAUAUCUGGAGAUGUCGUCGUGGUUGAAAUCUUACCCAAAGAUCAGUGGAAGUCGCCUUCAACAAAGAUCGUCGACGAAGAAGCCGUGACAAAGAAUGAUAAUCCUGAGGGCGAGGACAACGAAACUGUCAUCACUGAGAAGGAGCGGAGAGCUUUACAAGAAGAGGUUAGGCAAGCGCAUGGAAAGAACCACGAGGGGCGGCCGCAACCGACGGCGAAGGUUGUGGGCGUCGUGAAACGGAAUUGGCGCCAAUACGUCGGAACCGUUGAUCCAACAUCCACCGGCUCUCAAACCACUGGCCGACGACAGCAGAAUGUUUUCGUCCUCCCGAUGGAAAAGAAGGUCCCCAAGAUCCGGGUUCGAACACGACAGGCUACGGAACUGUUAGGUCAAAGGAUCCUGGUCACCAUCGAUGCUUGGAACCGCGACUCUCGAUACCCUACCGGACACUUCAUCCGGUCACUGGGCGAAUUAGAGACGAAGUCCGCUGAGACGGAGGCUUUGUUACUAGAAUGGGACGUACAAUACAAGCCCUUCCCGAAGGCUGUGUUGGAGUGUCUUCCCCCUGAAGGACACGAUUGGCGUGUCCCGGCAAGCAAAGAUGAUAUUGGCUGGCGAGGGCGAAGGGAUCUACGGGAUCUUCUUAUCUGUAGUAUUGAUCCUCCAGGUUGUCAGGAUAUCGACGAUGCUCUUCACGCGCGGAAGUUGCCGAACGGCAACUUCGAAGUCGGUGUUCACAUCGCAGAUGUCUCUCAUUUCGUGAAGCCCAAUAAUGCUAUGGACCUUGAGGCUAGCGUUCGUGGAACAACAGUUUACCUAGUGGACAAGCGUAUUGAUAUGCUUCCCCACCUUCUGGGCACAGAUCUCUGUUCCCUUAAGCCAUAUGUGGAGCGUUAUGCCUUCUCAGUACUGUGGGAAAUGACGCCAGACGCAGAGGUUGUGUCUGCCGACUUCACGAAAUCUGUGAUUCGAUCGCGUGAAGCCUUCAGUUAUGAACAAGCCCAGCUACGUAUCGAUGACCCAUCGAAGACAGAUGAGCUGACAGAAAGCAUGCGUACCCUACUUCAUCUCUCUAAAAUCCUGCGCCAGAAGCGCAUGGAUGCCGGUGCACUGAACUUAGCAUCACCAGAGGUCCGCAUCGAAGCAGACAACGACGAGGUCGGCGACCCCUUGGCGGACGUUAAGACAAAAGCGAUGCUUGCAACAAACAGUCUCGUUGAAGAAUUUAUGCUCCACGCCAACAUCACCGUCGCGGCUAAAAUCUACAGCACCUUCCCGCAAACCGCCAUGCUCCGACGACAUGCGACACCCCCGCCCCAAAACUUCGAAGAACUGAUCAACCAACUCACCAAGAAGCGCGACAUGCGCCUUGACGUCUCCAGCUCUCGCGCCCUCGCCGACUCGCUCGACCGCUGCACAGACGCUGAAAACCCGUUCUUCAACACCCUCGUCCGCAUUCUUGCCACCCGCUGCAUGACUUCCGCAGAGUAUUUCUGCGCCGGCGCGCACGCGGAGUCUGAAUUCCGUCACUAUGGCCUCGCCUCACCCAUUUACACACACUUCACGUCCCCGAUCCGCCGGUACGCCGAUCUCCUUGUGCACCGUCAACUCGCAGCGGCAAUCAAUUACGAGGGCGAAGACGGCCGCGCCACGAUCGAGGGCUCCAUUACGCGUAACCGCCUCGAGGAUAUCUGCCGCAACAUCAACUACCGUCACCGCAACGCACAGCACGCCGGCCGCGCCAGCAUCGAGUACUAUGUUGGUCAAGCUCUCAAAGCACGUAGCGAGAAGCUCGCCACAAACGGCGUAGACAUCGGCAUCGAAGAGGACGGAUACGUCAUGCGCGUCUUUGAAAACGGUGUUGUGGUCUUUGUGCCUCGAUUUGGUAUUGAGGGCGUAGUCAGACUUGAGGAUUUCGUUCUGCCUAGUGAUGAGGCGCUGCGGUCUGUUGAGGAUAGGAGGGAGCUUGUUACCAGGCGCGAGAGUGAGUUUGAUCCAGAGGAAUAUACCCUUAAGGUCUCGAAUAAGGGGCACCAAGAACGGUCGGUGGCCGUGGAGCUUUUCCAGAGGGUUAAAGUUAACAUUAGCUCUGUGAAGGAGGAGACUGGACGGGGUGUUGGGAAGAGGAGGGUGAGGAUAUUGAUUCUGAAUAAUGAGUUGUGA
Messenger RNA from Aspergillus nidulans FGSC A4, 3048 nucleotides. Its product is annotated as exosome catalytic subunit DIS3. Gene Ontology annotation, cellular component: nucleolus; cytoplasm; nucleus. Gene Ontology annotation, molecular function: RNA endonuclease activity; tRNA binding; RNA nuclease activity. The transcript is spliced from 3 exons. Lineage: Eukaryota; Fungi; Ascomycota; Eurotiomycetes; Eurotiales; Aspergillaceae. The coding region runs from base 1 to 3048 and encodes 1015 amino acids. Gene Ontology annotation, biological process: nuclear mRNA surveillance; rRNA catabolic process; nuclear polyadenylation-dependent CUT catabolic process. The record is from RefSeq and is a predicted model, not a curated record.